Messenger RNA from Cynara cardunculus var. scolymus (artichoke), 1330 nucleotides. Its product is annotated as chaperone protein dnaJ 10. The coding region runs from base 119 to 1138 and encodes 339 amino acids. The transcript is spliced from 10 exons. The record is from RefSeq and is a predicted model, not a curated record. Lineage: Eukaryota; Viridiplantae; Streptophyta; Magnoliopsida; Asterales; Asteraceae.
GGAGCUUGAUUGAACGAUUUGUAGCCAUUAUUAUUUUGUAAGGUUUUCAAUAUUUACAGAUUUCUUGAUCCAUCUUCGAUUCGCAAAAUCCCUUACAAGAGUUGGUAAUUGUGGAACUAUGGUGAAGGACACAGAAUAUUACGACAUUUUGGGAGUCAGUGCCGAUGCUUCUUCAUCUGAUAUUAAAAAGGCUUACUAUGUCAAAGCAAGGAAAGUUCACCCUGAUAAAAAUCCCGGGGAUCCAAAAGCUGCAAAUAACUUUCAGGUGCUUGGAGAGGCUUAUCAGGUUCUAAGUGAUCCUGAGAAGCGUGAAGCGUAUGACAAAAAUGGAAAGUCAGGAGUACCAGAUGACUCGAUGGUGGAUCCAGCAGCUGUGUUUGGCAUGCUCUUUGGUAGUGAUUUGUUCGAGGAUUAUAUUGGGGAACUUUAUAUGGCUUCCAUACAGUCUGUAGAACUUGAAGAGGAGGGACAGGUUCCUGAAAUUCGCAAGAUGAAAGUCCAAGAGAGGAUGAGGGCAUUACAAAAGGAGAGGGAACUGAAGCUUAUAACAACUUUGAAGAAUCGCCUUCGGCCAUUUGUUGAAGGCAAAACAUCUGAAUUUGUAACAUGGGCAACAUCAGAAGCUCGCGAGCUCUCACAAGCAGCUUUUGGUGAGGCUAUGCUACAUACUAUUGGCUAUAUUUAUGCAAGGCAAGCUGCAAGAGAACUAGGAAAGGAUAAGCGUUAUAUGAAGGUCCCAUUUUUGGCUGAAUGGGUAAGGGAUAAAGGACACCAAGUGAAAUCACAAGUUUCGGCUGCUUCAGGGGCUGUGUCUUUAAUACAAAUACAGGAGGAGCUGAAGAAGCUGAAUGUAACAGAAGGUAAGGAAGAACAGAUAGUGAAAGCUCUUGAAGAAAAAAAAGAUGCAAUGGUUAAUUCUCUGUGGCAGAUCAAUGUUGUAGAUAUUGAGACAACGUUAUCCCGUGUCUGCCAAGCGGUGCUCAAAGAUCCUACUGUUUCGAAAGAGGAGCUCAAGCAACGGGCUAUUGGAAUGAAGAAGCUUGGAACCAUAUUCCAAGGAGCCAAGACAAAUUAUCGCAGAGACCACAGUUUACGCCAGGAAGGCACUGAUGUAAAAACUGCUUCUACAUCCAAAUAACAUGGUCGAGAUUCUAUAUUAUUCUGUAAGGAUGUCCACUUUUUUAUCUGCAAAAUUCUAUACCAUCAAACAUGCGAUAUCUAUUUGUCAGUUAGAUUAGGUUAAGUAUUGUAAGCGUUAUGUUGUUGUUGCCCGAACUUCGUAAUAUUUUUUAGAAAGAAAUUUAACAACAAAAAAGAAUUUGAUUGCUUA